Saimiri boliviensis boliviensis (Bolivian squirrel monkey) is the source of this 228-nucleotide messenger RNA. The record is from RefSeq and is a predicted model, not a curated record. NCBI's taxonomy places the organism in Eukaryota, Metazoa, Chordata, Mammalia, Primates, Cebidae.
AUGGCUUCCGAAGUUUUGGCAAAACCUCAGAUGCGUGGCCUUCUGGCCAGGUGUCUGCGAAUUCAUAUGGUUGGAGCAUUCUUGGUAUCCCUGGGGGUUGCAGCUCUCUGUAAGCUUGGUAUGGCUGAACCAAGAAAGAAGGCAUAUGCAGAUUUCUACAGAAAUUACGAUCCUGAGAAAGAUUUUGAGGAGACGAAGAAGGCGGGUAUCUUUCAUAGUAUAAAGUGA